Molecule: messenger RNA, 1136 nt
Organism: Toxotes jaculatrix (banded archerfish)
Lineage: Eukaryota; Metazoa; Chordata; Actinopteri; Toxotidae
Exons: 5
Coding region: 270-1055 (261 amino acids)
Source: RefSeq, a predicted model, not a curated record
AUUUCCGCUGCCGCAGCGACAACGGGCACGUCAAAAAAAAGAAAAUGUGGACAGUAAGGACAAACUGAGGCCGGACAAGGACCGUCGUACUACAUACGUCGUCUUCGCACGCCUCUGUUGCCGGGCAGUUAUUAUUUUUUAAGGUUCCCGACCGAAUAUUUGACAGUUUAACGCUCUUUUCGAGGUUAACUCGCUGCCUUGUUCUGUGGUGGUUCGCUUUGAGGAAGCAGCAGCUCGGCUAGCCAGCUGAAUUAGCUAGCCUGCUAGAGAUGGGGACGAGAGCCAGUCGCCUACAGGAAGACCCGGUUCCCUCUGCUUUCGGAAAAGAUGGCACAAAGCGGGAUUCCUACCGGCGGCCCCGCCUUACCAGGCCCACUAGUCUCAUGGUCGACUUCUCUGGGAGCUUCGAGGACACGGAGGCUAACCGGAGCCGAUCGGAGGAGGGCAGCGACUCGGACCUGGGGCAGCAUGGGGCGAGCGCCGACGGUAGCCCCGCUGACCACCACAGCAUCCCCCCUAGCAUUAGUCAAGCGUCACCUGGGGACGACAACAACAGCGAGGGGAAACCCGAAGAAGACGGUAAUAUAAGCCCGGGGGCUGCCGCUGACGCUGAACAUCAGCCCGGGGAAGAGACAGGCCGCACACCCCACCGCACUUUUUCCGAGCGGCUGCCCGGGAAUCGACACUCUUCCGCCCGCAGCGUUGGCGCAAGAUCUGCCCGGGUCCGGGGCUCACACCAGCGGCCGGUGUCAGAGGCUUGGAUCGGCCUUUACCGUGUUAACAACCGCCAUGGCAAUAUCCGCUGUCCUUUCUGCUCGAAGCCUUUCCCCGGGGGUCGGAUCGAGGAUCACCUGUUGAGCUGCCUCACGUCUCCUCCGCUACCUUACAACACGGAUGUUCUUAGUAAAGACAGUGGAGAGUGCUCCAUCUGUUUGGAGGAUCUGUUACAGGGAGAGACCAUCGCCAGGCUGGCUUGCCUCUGCGUCUACCAUAAGAGCUGCAUUGAUUCCUGGUCCAAGGUGAAACCCUGCUGCCCUGAACAUCCCUUUGAUUGACUCACAGGUCACAUGUUUUGUGCACAGUGACCAACCCGACUCAGGAGACUACACUGAAUCCUAAUAAAACCCCAAUAAAGA